Molecule: messenger RNA, 330 nt
Organism: Acytostelium subglobosum LB1
Lineage: Eukaryota; Evosea; Eumycetozoa; Acytosteliales; Acytosteliaceae
Exons: 3
Source: RefSeq, a predicted model, not a curated record
AUGAUAUCAAUCAAUGACCCGCUGUGUGGUCCUUGUCAAAGUCAGUGUUCACCAUCUGUAUCUCAAUCACGUCCGCCGUGCAGCCAUAUUGCAAUGAAUCUCUGUCUCCAUCUUGAUAGACUGCCGUCGUACUUCCACGUUGACCAUGAACCUUUGUCACCAUCUAUGCUGCUAGGUUGUCCAAUGCCAAGCUGUCCACAGCCCAGAACCUCCGUCUCCAACUUGACUGACUGCCGACGUGCUCCCACGUUGACCACAGCCACGAACCUCUAUCUCCAUCUGUACAGUCGUCCACCAUGUUGCCAAGUUGUCCAGAACCUCUGUCUCUGC